UAAAAGGUCAGAAGUUAACAAUGGCUGGCUGGUUAACAUUUGAGUGGGAAGAUCACAGAAUUCACUGGAACAAAACAGAAAAAGAUGAUAUGGAAUAUAUCUUUGCAAAACCUAAGAAUAUCUGGAAACCCGAACUCAUAGUUGACAAUGCUAUUGAGGAUCUUGGUCUUAUAAAGAAUGACGAUUUAGUGUUAAGAGCGACAUCUACCGGACAAGUGGAGUGGGAGCCUCCAAUACUUUUGGCAACACACUGUAAGGUUGAUAUAACAUACUAUCCGUACGAUCAUCAAAAAUGUGCCGUAGAAAUUGUGAGUUGGACGUACACUAUAGAAGAGGUGAAACUGGAGAGUCUGUUCACAGUGAUCAAUCUAGAAGACUUUGAAGUGCACGGAGAAUGGGAUCUGACCGAAACAAGGCUGGAAGAUAAAAAUCUGACGGAACACCUUCCUGAUGGGACAGUGAGAACUUAUCCUAAGAUGGACUUUUGGGUGUAUCUGAGGCGGAGAACACAGUUCUACAACCUGAAUGUGAUGAUGCCUAUUAUUCUGACGUCAUUGAUGGUUGUCUUGGUGUUCAUCGUUCCUACUAACUCCGGGGAGAAAGUCUCGUAUGUUCUCACGGUAUUUCUGUCUCUCGCUGUGCUCCUUACAAUCGUGACGGAUUCUCUCCCACCAACAUCUAUCACCUUGUCUGUCUUAGGCUUAUACCUUGGCAUUGUGUUGAUAUUUUCCGCAAUCGGAAUACUUCUGACAAUUCUCAUUCUGAUACUCUUCCACAAAGAAGGUCGGCCAAAAGAAGGUUCAUUCGUUAUAACAAUUACUUGCUGUGCCGCAAGAGUGAUCCGUUGGCGCAUCCCUGGACUGCAGUCAAAGUCAAAACAUAACCAUGUCCACAACAAAGUAUCGCCGAUGACGGACACUACUACCCUGGAGACACGCAGUGUCGUUAGCAGCGACUUCGAAGAUGACGUCAACGAUCUAAAAGAAGACUUGGAUAUUGGCACGUGCAGUAUCGCGCCGAAUGACGUUGAUUCCGGCGUCUCUUGGAAAGAGGUUGCAGAAAUCAUGGACCGAUUCUGUUUCUUCUCCUUUGCAAUUAUCACAAUUUUCAUGAAUUUUGCAUUUGUGCUCACGCUAGCAUACGGUGGACAAUAUAAUGGUUAUGAAUAAGCAAUUCUUACGUUUUACUAGCAGAAUGUAUUCCAGACAGAAUCGUAUUUCAUUGAUAACACUUUAUAUACAUUUAUAUUUUGCUUAAAUAUCAGAGGGAAAUUCAAAAUAGUACUCGAGACAGUUUUCAACGACUAAAAUACCCAUGUGCUCAAUAUUUCUGCAAGCAGAGAAAAAAAAUUAUUCGGAUCAGAAGUAGAUCUAUUAUUUAAAGGUAUAUUGGGAUCAAAAUUUCAUAUUUAAAAACAAGAACAAUUACUUCAUAAUUAUGGUUUAUCUAAAUAUAAAUUAACAAGUUUAUGAGUAUUAGCAGUACAAUAUGCGUUAGGUUUAAAAACUGGCUGUUUUUAACAAUCAACUGUUACUGCAUCGCAUUAAUUAUGAAUGUAGCUCUAUGUGCAAAUUUAGUAAUUUAAAAGAUAAAUAAGUUUGAUGAGGAUGUUGCACAUUGGAAGUAAAAAGAUCUAUCAAAAGAUAAAAUAUUUUAGUGAAAGAUGGACAUUUAAAGGGAUACUCGGAUAUUUUUUUCAAGAAACAGAUCGAUCCUUGAUUUUUCUAUUUUACUGAAUAAAUACAAUGAAACAGAAAAAUGCCGUUUUGUCCAAUUAAUUUUUGCUGUGGUAGUCGUUAUAUGACUAUAUAUGGCAUAGCGAAAAUUUGUGACAAAUCGUUCAACGAAGGAUAUGACCAUCAAACAUUUUAUAACAAUUCUAAGUGUUAUCCUAACAUGGUAUAUGUAAGUCAGCUUGAAUGAAAUGUAAGCAAAGGCAUGAAAAUUGCGCGAUCAUGUCGUUA
This is a messenger RNA of Mercenaria mercenaria, 1964 nucleotides long. Its product is annotated as neuronal acetylcholine receptor subunit alpha-3-like. Gene Ontology annotation, biological process: nervous system process; chemical synaptic transmission; regulation of membrane potential. Gene Ontology annotation, molecular function: extracellular ligand-gated monoatomic ion channel activity; transmembrane signaling receptor activity; neurotransmitter receptor activity. The record is from RefSeq and is a predicted model, not a curated record. Bases 21 to 1169 code for a protein of 382 amino acids. NCBI's taxonomy places the organism in Eukaryota, Metazoa, Mollusca, Bivalvia, Venerida, Veneridae. The transcript has 7 exons. Gene Ontology annotation, cellular component: synapse; neuron projection; membrane.